Rosa rugosa (rugosa rose) is the source of this 1215-nucleotide messenger RNA. RefSeq lists its product as uncharacterized. The transcript is spliced from 2 exons. The record is from RefSeq and is a predicted model, not a curated record. Lineage: Eukaryota; Viridiplantae; Streptophyta; Magnoliopsida; Rosales; Rosaceae. The coding region runs from base 1 to 1215 and encodes 404 amino acids.
AUGAAGCAACACAUUGCCAACAUCAAGAGAAAUGUUGCCGCAUGCAAGAAUUGUUCGGAUGCCGAUAAAGCUAAAUGUAUAGCCGCAAUAGAAGGAGCAAAAAUUAAGAGAAAGCAAAAGGAUAUGCAUGAGAAGGAAGUGAGGGAAGAAGUUGAAGUUUCUCAAUCACAUGAUGUAGAAGAUGUAGAAAUUGAAGGGUCAAGUUUCUCAAGAAAAAGGCCGCACUUUCUUGGGCCUAUAGACAAGUGGGUUUAUGAAGCCGACAUUCCUUUUCAUGCCAUUGACAAUGAUAGCUUUAAAAGAUUUGUGGAGGCGGUUGGUCAAUUUGGCCCAGGUUACCGACCUCCAACUCAAUACCAACUAAGGGAGCCGUUGUUGAAGGAAGAGGUUGAGAGGACAAAAAACUCACUCAAGAAGCAAGAAGAAGAGUGGGUAAAGAAUGGUCGCUCAAUUAUGACGGAUGCUUGGAGCGACCGAAAAAGAAGAAGCAUUAUGAACUUAUGUGUCAAUUGCAAGGAAGGCACUACUUUUCUUUCUUCAAGGGAAGAUUCUUUGCAAUCACAAACCGAAGCAUACAUCUUUGAAUAUGUUGACAAUUGCAUUGAAGAAGUUGGGCCACAAAAUGUAGUUCAAGUAGUGACGGAUAAUGCCACUAACAAUAUGGCGGCGGGGAAUUUGUUAAAGAUAAAGAGGCCAAAUCUAUUUUGGACUUCAUGUGCCACUCAUACAUUGAAUCUCAUGCUUCAAGGGAUUGGUAACCAACCAAGAUUCAAAGGAGUGAUUGAGAAGGCAAAGACAUUCACUAUCUUUAUCUAUGCACAUCACAAGACAUUGACUUUGAUGAGGAAGCAUACAAAGAAAAGAGACAUAGUGAGACCGAGAGUCACUAGAUUUGCCACCUCGUUUCUAACUUUGCAAAGCUUGAUGGACAAGAAGAGUGAAUUGAGGUGCAUGGUUGCUUGUGAUGAUUGGACCGCUUGCAAACAUUCUAAGAGUGCUAAGGGGAAAGUGGCAUAUAAUACCGUAUUGAGUGCCUCUUUUUGGAAUGGGGUAACACUUUGCUUGAAAGUGUUUGCUCCUUUAUUUAAGGUACUUCGCCUUGUGGAUGGGGAUAAAAAGCCAUCAAUGGGCUUUUUGUAUGGAGAAUUACUCAACGCAAAGAAGACAUUAAAGAGGCAUUCAAAUAUCAAGAGGCCAAUUAUCGGCCAAUCAUAG